Molecule: messenger RNA, 3809 nt
Organism: Vombatus ursinus (common wombat)
Lineage: Eukaryota; Metazoa; Chordata; Mammalia; Diprotodontia; Vombatidae
Gene: THEMIS
Product: thymocyte selection associated
Exons: 7
Coding region: 144-2201 (685 amino acids)
Biological process (GO): T cell receptor signaling pathway
Source: RefSeq, a predicted model, not a curated record
GUAUUAGCACCUUCCUUAUAGAUUCCCCACCCCCAUAGUUCAGUGUGUGUAGGGAGAUGGCCCAGAUUCUAACUGCCAUGAAGUGACUCUCAGCGGCCCCAGCCUUGUGUGGCACCAGGUGUCUGCAUACUUCUGGCUCAGCAAUGACAUCCACUCUUCAGGAAUUCAUCCACUCUCUGAAUCCCAGAACCCUCCCAAGAGUCCUUCAGAUCCAAUCAGGCAUCUAUUUCCAAGGUUCUGUUUAUGAAAUGUUUGGAAAUGAAUGCUCUCUAUCAACCGGAGAAGUGAUUAAAGUAAACAGUUUCAAAAUAAAGAAGGUCAUGGCUAACACUUGCAAGGAAAACGAAGAUGGUCAAUGUUCUCCUAAAUUUGAAUUGCCUCUAAAUUUUCCAGGUCUUUUCAAGAUUAUGACUGAUAGAAUACCAUAUCAUACCAUGGAUGACAUUACAAGAGCAGUUUAUAUUGGUCCAAACCGGCUAAGUCACCCUUGCUUCUACCAUCAGAAGGAUAUAAACUUGGGGAAUCUCACCAUCAGCCCUGGUGAACCCAUCAUGCUCAAUUCCAUUGAAGAGAUCAAUGGGGAAAUGAUGGUGAACUGUGGAGUGGUAAGGGACAAUCAGAAUCAUUCAUUUACCAUUCCCUUGUCACAAGAAGGAGAGUUCUAUGAGUGUGAAGAUGAACAUAUGUACACCCUAAAAGAGAUUGCAGAGUGGAAGAUUCCCAAGAGCAGGAAACGGAUUGUGAAAUUUACAGAUAUUUCCAAUAAGUGGAACUCUGUUUAUCCACUACCUAAGGAUUUUGAUGGCUUGCUUAGUCUCACACCCAUCUAUGAAAUACAGGCAGUGAUGAAAUUCCGAAAGGAUAUAGUUCGCAUCCUCUCUGAUCUUGAUGUGGAAGUUAAAGACAUAACUGACUGUUACGAUGCUAAGUGUUUCCUUCAGCUCCUAUCCACUGAAGAUCUUUUUGAAAAGACUAGUAAGGAAUUCCCUAUGGCAGUUGAAGUGAUAGAAGGACCUCAAGGGAAUCCAUUGGCCAGUGGCUUAUUGCAACCUGGGAAAACCAUUGUCAUCCACAAAAAGUACCAGGCAUCAAGGAUCUUAGCUUCAGAGAUUAGAAGUGAUUCCCCCAAAAGGCAUUUCUUGAUUCCAACUAGCUAUAAAGGCAAAUUCAAGCGGAGACCUCGGGAAUUCCCUACUGCCUAUGACCUGGAGAUAGUGAAGAGUGAUAAUGAGCAACUUCAUGUGGUAGCCACGAAAGGCUUUGAUUCCCCUUAUGAGGAGCUGUCGUCUGUGUCUGUGGGGGACCAGUUUUUAGUUCAGUGCUCACAGACCAGUGAAGUUCUGUGUAAGGGGAUCAAAAAGGAGGUGGGUGUUCUGGCUUGUGAAAAAAUCCUCAAAAAGGCCUAUGAGCCUGUUCUUUUACCUCUGUACAUGGAAGGCGGCUUCAUAGAAGUGAUUCAUGACAAGAAGCAGUACCAACUUUCUAAGUUGUGUACUCAGUUUCGCUUGCCUUUCAACGUCAAGGUCUCUGUGAGGGACCUUUCUAUUGAAGAUGACAUUUUGGCUGCCACACCUGGCCUGCAGCUGGAGGAAGAGAUCACAGAUUCUUAUCUGCUCAUCAGUGACCUCACUAACCCCAGUGAGAGCUGGGAGAUCCCUGUUAGCCGUUUGGGCAUGUCUGUCCAAUUGGUUAGCAGUACAGUUGAUGUCAUUGAUUCAUUUCCAGUUCGAGCCAUCGUAGAAGAGAUCAGUGAAGAACAGUAUUACAUGAUGAGGAGGUAUGAAAACCUAGCCUUACACCCACCACCUCGGCCCCCCAAAAAACCCUCCACAAUGGAAAAGAAACCAGAUUUUCUUGUUCCUCCCAAGAUAAAUAUCAUGGAUCCACCAAAGUCUCCAAAGAGUCUCCAUGUAGAAACAGCCAAGAACCUGCACUCACAGCAAGCAACUGCCGCCUUGAAAUUACCAGUUAGUUGUCAAAUUGAUUUGACCCAUCCGGAGACAGAGCAGGAUGUGAUCAGGACAACUGCAUUAGCAGAAACCAGAGUGAUGAGAGCCUCAGCAAAAACUGUGCUCAUAAAAGAUGAUCUGGAAAGGAAGUUAAAGGAUGAGCAUGAUCAUAAACACAUCAGUGAAAAUUUAGUUGAGAAUGUAAAGCAAAAAUUACAAGAAAGGACCUUCCACAGUAAAACCCACUCUUGAAGAAGGAAUCUUCCAAAAUGACUAACACCUGCAAUAAUGAGAAAUAACUGAAACCACUUGAAAAUUGAAUGGAAAUAUUACCUGAAAAAAGAUGCUUUAUAUUUGUCUUCUGAGAAUCAUCUAAUGCUCAAAUCAACUGUCAUUACAAUCAUCCCCCAGAGUAACUUGACUGACAUACAUAGAAUAUUAAAAACUCAGGAGAGAUAACGAGUUUGACCUUAUGACUUUAAAAGAAAAACCUGUGGCCAGAAAUUAAUAUCCUCUCCCUUUAAAAGUUUCAUCGUAAUUUAGGGACUAAUUUGUGAAAUUUACACAUACAUUUCUUCCCUUGUGUAUUUUAUGUAUAAUUCUACGAGUAAAUUUAUAUUGUCCAAUUUUCUAGAACCUCAUAAAAUCACCCUGAAAUGGAACAUAAUCAGGCACAAAUCCCUUAAAAGCCUUCAUCCUAAAUUUCUUAAUUGUUAAAAAAUUCCUUUUGCUAUUUCUCCAGUUUUCUGUUUAUUUUUGUUAAAUGGGAAAAAAUAGAGUUUAUAACUUUUACAAAGCAUGAUUAUAUGUGGGAGAGGUCUGAAAUUUUCAGCAAUUCUAUUUUCAAACUUUGUAAUUGAAGGAAUGGAUUUGGUUUCAGGUUUUUACCUUUCUUUGAUAAUUCACAAUAAACAGUGUUAGGAUUACUCGCUAAAACUUUUCUACGUCAUAGGCAUUCCCUAGGCUCAGAUCCAAGGAUGUGACCAACAUCAGCUAAUGAACUUAGCUACAGUUUAGCUGUAUUUUCUUUCUUCUAAUUAUCCUAAGUUAAAACCAUCAAACUAGAUAUUUCCUUCAGAUGAGCAUGUAUUGAGUCCCAUAGGAAAUCCAUUUCAUUGCCAGUAACAUUUGAUAUUUUAAGAAAUCUUUGUAGUUAUCACCAAAGCUAGUUUCUUAUUGUAAGUCAUAUUGAUCCUCAUUUUUAAUUUAUAAUACCCUUACAUUUGUGUAGCACUUUAAAAUGUUUUUACAUCAAUGAUUUCAAUUGAUCUUUCUUAACAACUACAUGAGAUAGGUGUUUUUAUCUCCAUGUUAUAAAUGAGUCAGCUGAGGCACAGAGAAUUUUUGUAAAGAGUAAUGGGAAAAGCACUGGGCUUAUAAUUAGAAGGACUAGGUUCAAAGCCUAGAUCUGACUUUUUCUAGUUAUGUGCCUUGCCAUUUAAUUCUCUGAUCCUCAGUUUCCUCCUCUGUAAAAUGGGGGUGAUAGCAAUUGCACUACUGUUUGUUUGCUGUGACAAUAAUGCUUUAACUUUAAAGCGCUAUAUAAAUGUUAAUUGUAAUUAUUAUUACUUUUAGUCACAUACUUAAUGGCAUACAACCAUUUUGUGGAAGAUACACAAUUAUAAUUGAGACCUUCUGACUCUAUCAUCUUCCCAUCAUACUAUAUAAUAACUGCUUGACCACCAACCUACUAUAUCAUAAUUAUGUAUUCUGUGUGUAAUCAUUCAUAAAUUAAUCACCAAAGAGGGUUCAAAAUACCCCAAAACAUUUCUCCUUAUACAAAGGAUAUUCCUUCCUAAUAAUAUUAUUUAAAUUUGUUCCAUUUCUGUCAUACUCUGAUGUAUUUUCUUCUUCCUUCCU